CAAAUUUUUAAUUUCAGGAGAAGAAAAACAUGGCGGCGCUCAUGACCGUGAGGGGCUCAUUCCCGGUUAUUAGACGCCUGGUCUCUGUACAACACCUGCACAAGUGGUGCUCCUCCAGGGUUCAGAAAGCACCUCUCGUAUACACACCCCUCUCAUACAAUGUCAGUGUUAUACAUCAGCACAGAUUUUUCAGAACUAGCUAUGCUGCAGCAGGACCCAUUUUACAAUUCAAACUGUCUGACAUUGGCGAGGGGAUCAUGGAGGUGACAGUUAAAGAAUGGUAUGUGAAGGAAGGAGACAGAGUGUCCCAGUUUGACAGCAUCUGUGAGGUCCAGAGCGACAAAGCUUCUGUUACAAUCACCAGCCGCUAUGAUGGGGUCAUCCGCAAACUGUACUACGAUAUCGAUUCUAUUGCUCUUGUGGGAAAGCCACUGGUUGAUAUUGAAACUGAUGGAGCUGGAGAACAGACUCCAGAUCAGGAUGUAGUGGAAACACCCGCUGUGUCUCUGGAGGAACACACACACCAGGAAAUUAAAGGCCACAAGACCCAGGCCACCCCAGCAGUACGCCGUUUAGCAAUGGAGAACAAUAUCAAGCUGAGUGAAGUUGUUGGCACUGGGAAGGAUGGACGGAUUCUGAAAGAGGACAUACUAAACUUCAUAGCCAGGCAGACGGGAGCCAUCCUUCCUCCGAGCCCCUUCCACGAGAUCCAGCCGCCCCCUCCUGCACCAGCAGCUGUAGCCAAGCCCAAAGAGAUCAGACCCAGCCCAAGCAUCCCUGCACCCGUCGCUCCAAGACCUGUGUUCACAGGAAAAGACCACACUGAGCCUCUUAAAGGUUUUCAUAAGGCAAUGGUGAAGACCAUGUCAGCAGCUCUAAAGAUCCCACACUUCGGCUACAAGGAUGAAGUGGACCUAACGCAGCUGGUGCGUCUUCGCUCGGAGCUUAAAGGAGUUUCUGAGUCUCGAGGAGUGAAGCUCAGCUACAUGCCAUUCUUUAUCAAGGCAGCUUCUCUGGGUCUGCUCCACUUCCCCGUCCUGAACGCCUCUGUGGAUGACGCUUGCCAGAACAUUACCUACAAGGCUGCUCAUAAUAUUGGACUGGCGAUGGACACUCCACAGGGCCUGCUGGUGCCCAAUGUGAAGAAUGUACAGAUGUUGAGUGUAUUUGAAAUAGCUGUGGAACUCAAUCGACUGCAGAGUUUAGGAGCUGCUGGACAGCUGGGAACAGCUGAACUCACCGGAGGAACUUUCACACUCUCCAACAUCGGCUCAAUUGGAGGGACCUAUGCAAAGCCAGUGAUUUUGCCGCCUGAGGUUGCAAUCGGUGCUCUUGGGAAACUUCAGGUGUUACCCCGGUUCAAUGCAAAGGACGAGGUGGUUAAAGCGCACAUCAUGAACGUCAGCUGGUCGGCGGAUCACAGGAUCAUCGAUGGAGCCACCAUGUGUCGAUUCUCCAACUUGUGGAAGUCCUAUCUGGAGAAUCCUGGCUCCAUGGUCCUGGAUCUGAAAUGAGACUGGAUCGGGAUCAGGAUUAGGAACAGGAUUAGGAUCAUUAAAUCACACCAAGCUAUUUGAACUCACUGACUGGAGACUGACUGACUAGGAUUUUUGUGUUGUUUUUUUUUGUGUGUGUUUUUUUUCCUUUGAUUAAGUUACUGAAAUACUUGCUUUUGGCCAUCACUCCAUAUUCCUUACUGUUCAUCUCUCUCAUCACUUCAUAUGAAUGAAUGCACAUGCCAAGGACACUAAAUCAAGACUGAAGUGGUUUAUGAAAUUAAAUUUUUAUUUUUUUGUUACUGUAGAAAGAUCUUCAGCCACACGGUUUGGACAAACUAACAAACAUGCACAUGCCCAAUAUACGCACAUGCACUUUAAAAAUAAAGGUACUUCAAAUGGUCUGAUGCAGUGUAAGAACCACUUUUGGUUCCAGGAACAUUUAUGUUUGUAUUAGAGAUGUGUAAAGUGUGUGAAAAACCAUUACAAUUUUUGUCAUUUUUGUAAUUGAGCCAAUUAACCCACAUUUGCUUACCAGCACUCCUCCUAUCAAAUGCAAUACUAGCGGUACUAGGGGUAUCAGGACCUCAAGUGCAUGCCUCCUCUGAUACAUGUAAAGUCAGGCUCCGUCUCUUUUGCCAACAGCAUCACCAGGCAUCCAUCAUGCUCAGGGGAAAGCACUGGUCACCAGCUCUUAUAGAUUAGCAAAGAGAUGCCCGUGCUAGCCUGCAUCACAGUGGGAUUGAUGAGGAGCCAAUUGGGAUCUAAGGCUUCAGGUCUUUGGUUCUGGCUGCUCAUGGCAUAGUGCCAGCAUGACUGCUGAGACACCCUGAGCCUUAAAGAUCAUUUUAAAGGUCUAAAGAACCCAACUAAUUGAUGUAAAGGUUCUUCACACUCUAUUCACAUCACUGUUACCAACAUGGAUCUUUAUGGUGUUCCUAUUGUGUUCCUAUGACAUAGCUAUUAUUUCUUAAUGGUAUUACUCAAACAACCAUCUGAAGUCCCUUUAUUAUUAGUGUGUGUGUGUGGUAUGAGGCAGCCAGCACACGAUUACCCACCAUCAUUUUCCGUUACAUUGUGUUUCUGUGUGUGUGUGUGUGUGUGUGUUAAUGUUGCACAGUAUAUACUGUAUGUAUGUGUGUGUGUGUGUGUGUGGUGUUACUGGUCAAUGAAUUAAUGAAUUAGGAUAUUUAUAACUAGGAUAUUCCGUUUUUAUGGUGAAUGUGGGGUGAAUGGGUCUAAUGUAGCGUAGAUGGGGUUGGUUGGUGACCACUCAUGGACAUUUUCCAAACAUGGACCUUCUUGUAUUUGUACAUGCAAACAGUGUGAUUUCCCUUGAACACUGAGCAUUAUUGCACAGAACGGCUUUAAAGUGUGUUCACACUGACUGUGAUCAUGGGAUGAAUAGCAGUGAACAAAUGCUGAUGUAAUGGUUUUCCACUUCUCAACCAUGACAAUGUUUUCGGGUCACUGUUAAAAAUGAAAAGUAAUAGACUUUGAAAAUAAAGUCAAGAAUUUUUGGAGAAUAAAUUUAUAAAUUGCUGUGAAUUUUGAAAGAAUGAAGUUAUAAGUAAUAUUUUUGAGAAUAAAGGUUGUAGAAUUACAACAGUAAAAAGGUAUUGCUUGCAGGUAUUAAUGCUCCUUUAUUCUCAAUUUUACAUGUUUAUUUUCAAAAUGUUGUUUUUUCCCCAAAAAAAGAAUCACAGAUUCUUAAAACUUUAUUUUCAACAAUGUACAAAUGUAUUUUCUACUUGCCUCGCCUUACAACUUUUUAUUUUAAAAUAUGACUUUAUUUUCAAACUAUUACGAAUUUCUUCUCAAAAUGCCCUACUGUGUUUUUUUUUAGUAACUUAAAAAAUAUUUCAACUUUUAUAAUUCACAAUAUUACAACCUAAUUCACAAAAUAUUACGUCUUCUCUAAAUUUAUCCUUUGACAAGUUACAAGUAACUGGCUAAAUAUUCAUAUUUUGUUUCUUCAAAAUAUUACUUUUUUCCUCUAAAUAUUACUUUAUUAUCAGAAUAUUACAUCUUUAUGUUUUAAAUGCCCUAUUGUAUGACUUAUUGUUUCAAAUAUUCCAACUUUAUGCUUAAAAUAUUACGACUAUUCACUUAAAACCUUUCUGUAUGAUUUUUUUUCCAAAUAUUCCAACUUUAUGCUUAAAAUAUUACAUCUUUAUUCUCUAAAUGCCCUACUGUAUGACUUUUUUCUUAAAGUAUAAGACUUUAUUCUCAAAAUAUUAACCUUUUUUUAUUAUCAAAGUCUGCUAUUUCUAUUUUUUUUAAUAGUGGCUCUAAAACGCUGUUAUACUCAACUGUGUUGUUUUUCUGUAAGGUGUUACUGCUUUUCUAAUUGUCUGUUUUUAAAGAUGAAAUCUCAUUCCCUUCUGUGGGUGCUGUAUGUGUGUAGUUUUAGAUUGGGUUGGUCGUGUGGGUGUUGUGUGUAUUGUUUGAUCAUUGGCUUUAUUGGAAAAGAAUGCAGGGAUACGAAUGUGAGCACAAAGAAUCCUUCAGAGAUUUAAGUCUGGUGUUGAUUUUGAGGGCAAUCAUUUAAAGAAGAAUUACAGUUACUGGAUUACUGGA
Molecule: messenger RNA, 4076 nt
Organism: Astyanax mexicanus (Mexican tetra)
Lineage: Eukaryota; Metazoa; Chordata; Actinopteri; Characiformes; Acestrorhamphidae
Gene: dbt
Product: dihydrolipoamide branched chain transacylase E2
Exons: 11
Coding region: 30-1514 (494 amino acids)
Cellular component (GO): cytoplasm; mitochondrion
Molecular function (GO): acetyltransferase activity; lipoic acid binding
Source: RefSeq, a predicted model, not a curated record